AUGUCGUUCACCUCGAUCCCCAUCCUGGACCUGGCCGAGGCCCAGGAGCCGGCGACCAAGCCCGAGUUCCUUAAGCAGCUGCGCCACGCGCUGAUGGAGGUGGGCUUCCUGUACAUCAAGAACGUCGGCAUCCCGGAGAGCCUGUUUGCGGAUGUGAUUGAGCAGGCAAAGGCCUUUUUCGACCUGCCUGAGGAAGAAAAGCUCAAGAUUGAGAUGAAGAACGCGCCGUCGUUCCUGGGCUACUCCCGGCUCGCCGCCGAGAUCACCGCCGGCGCCGCCGACCACCGCGAGCAGCUCGAUCUCUCCACCGAGCACCCGCUCCCCUCCCCCUCCGCGCCUCUUCACCACAACCUGCGCGCGCCCAACCAAUGGCCGUCCGCCGGCGCCCUCCCGCGCUUCCGCCCCGUCCUCUCCGACUACCUGACCCGCAUGGGCGCCGUCUCGCGCGUCUUCACCUCCCUCGUCGCCGAGGCCAUCCACCUGCCCGCCACGGCGUUCGACGCCUACUUUGACGAGGACCAGCAGCACAAGCUCAACCCGCACAAGGACAGCAUGCUGACGAGCUACCUGCUGCAGGCGACGGCGCACCGCGGCCUGCAGGUGCAGAACCUGGGCGGCGCGUGGGUGGACUGCCCGCCGGUGGCGGGCACGCUGGUGGUGGCGAUCGGGCAGGGGCUGGAGGCGCUGACGCGAGGCGCCUGCGUGAGCACGACGCACCGCGUGCUCUCGCCGGGGGCGGGGGAGGGCGCGCGCCUGUCGGUGCCGUUCUUCCAGGGCGUCAAGGCCGACGCGGCCUUUGCGGACCUCGAGGUUGGCGGCGGGGGGGAGGUGCGGAGGGAGCGGCGGGCGGUGGGGGAUGACGUCGAGUUCACGUUCAGGGCGGGCGGCGCGGCGAGGACGUUGGGGGAGGCGACGCUGAGGAACCGCGUGAAGAGUCAUCCGGAUGUGGGCGAGCGCUGGUACCCGGACAUCCUACGGGAGAUCCGCGCGGAGCAGGCGGCGAAGGCGGAGCAGAAGCCGCAGGCCGAUGAGGUGGUGCGCGGGGAUGGUAUUACUCAUGGGUCGUCUCUUCCAGCGGCCAAGGUGGAGGCGCAUUAA
Cordyceps fumosorosea ARSEF 2679 is the source of this 1098-nucleotide messenger RNA. RefSeq names its product Oxoglutarate/iron-dependent oxygenase. The transcript is spliced from 2 exons. NCBI's taxonomy places the organism in Eukaryota, Fungi, Ascomycota, Sordariomycetes, Hypocreales, Cordycipitaceae. The coding region runs from base 1 to 1098 and encodes 365 amino acids. The record is from RefSeq and is a predicted model, not a curated record.